UUUGAUUGGUUUAAAAUACGCAUUUUGAAAACGACAAAAAAGAGAUAAAAAACUUUUGCUGCUUUUGUGCAGUAAAGUGAACUUAGGUCGAGUACGUAGGCAAAUCGUGAUAUUUCCCGGGCAGUUGUAAACCGUUUUCUACAUAUUGCAUGUUUAAAACACGUAGGAUUGGGUUGUAAGAAAGCUAAGUGAUCCAUCAUGCAUCACAUUUUCAAUGUAGAAGACAAUAUUACUUUUAACGCGUUAGUUUGGUCAGAGUUAAAGAAACAUGGAAUCAAAGAGACUGGUAGAUGGAGGAAACCAACAAGAAACAAUGAUCCACAGAAGAAAACUCUGUUUUGUCAGCCAUUGGAAUUGCUUGAGUGUGAACAAGUUCUUAUCAUGGUUGAAUCUGAAUUAGGAAAUAGCUCAGAUGGAUCUAAACCAGUGUGUGCUAAAGGAGAUAUUUUAGUUCAAGUUCCCACAUUUGUUGUGCAAUCUUGCCAAGCAAUUUUGAAGGGUGUCCAUACCGAAGGCUUGUUUAGGAAAGCUGGAUCUGCUUGCAGACAGCGUGAAAUUAAGCGUCAGUUGGAGAGAAAAGAAGAGUUCAAAUCCAGUCAUGAUGUAAUAGAUUUGGCCAACAUUUUGAAGCAGUUCCUAAGAGAGCUUCCAGAUCCAUUGAUUCCUUAUCAACUGCAUGAUGUUUUACUCAAAUGUGUUCAGAUGGAAAGCUUAGAAAAAGCUUCACAAAUGCUUCACUUGACAUGCUUGCUUAUUCCACAGCAAGCUUUGGCUACACUAUGCUACUUAUUGCAGUUUUUUGAAGCUGUAGCUUCUAAUUCAUCAAAGAAUCUUAUGGAUGCUAGCAAUAUUUCUAUAGUGAUGGCACCAACACUGAUGCCAGUUAAUAUUACUGCUUCAUCCCGAAACGAUCGGCAAAAUUGCAGUAAACUUCAGAACUCAGCUAAAGUCAUUCAGAUGCUGAUUGAAAAUAGUAACAAACUCUGUGGAAUUCCACAUGCAAUAGCCACCCGGCUAGUAUCUAUUUCUACCACUUCACUGAUUGAUCAAGAUAGAGGACGACGUAAUAGCCGUAGCAAAAGCCGCCAUCGUCGUAGCAGUUCAUUUAACCGAGUUUUCGAAGGUUUGCGUAAGAUUGUCGGAGUUAAAAGCGAUUUCUCUGCAUCCGUCGAACAUCUUUCCGAUUGCCGGUCAGAGUCAGCUGCCGAUUUAGCUAUUCCUUCCAGUCCUGUGAUUCGCUCUACUUUUAAGCGGAAAGUGGAUCUCGAAAUCAAUACAGGAUUUUCCAUUAAGAAGAAAAAAGCUGCAUUGGAAGGUCUUUCACAAGGAAAAGUGCUGUGCACUACUCCUCUAACUCCUCAAGGGAAUCACCGUUACAUAAUUCAGACGGAUAAUCAUCAUUCAUACUUCGCUUCACCUCGAAUCGACUUGAACCCUAGUCCAUCCGGCCCAACUUUAAAUUUGGAAAAUAAUAGAUCAUCGGUUGGAGUUUUACGAUUUUUUCACCGCAAGAAAAUACCUGGAAGAAAUGAAGAACCCAAUCCACCGAAUCCUAUUAUAAAAACCCCUAAACUCACAAAGCGUCGAUUGAGUUUGGGAAAGAAGAAUUCAAAGAAACAACUUGUGGUAGAAAAGAAGUGCGAUAUUGAUGAAAAGCCAUUACCCAUCCCACCAUCAUGUGAUUCUGUGGAGGCUGCCGUGCAAGAUUUAGAAAAAACACUUACUCCUUCACCAAUCAGACACAUUGAAGAUGACGAUUACGAGGCAAUGCAUCAACACUAUGAAGAGUUGAAAAUUCACGUCACGUCAUUAGAGAAAGAGGUAGUAGAAAAGAAUCUGGAAUCGCAGUGCCCAGAUCCUGGAGCAGACGGGAAAAGAGGCCUACAUGUUUUAGAAGUACAAGAUCAGUACGAGAAGACGUUAGAGGAAUCUGAGAAGUUGUUGCUUGAACGUUCGGCAUCGGAUCAACUGGCUCGACAGCUUAGUCGGGGCCUGCGCUUAAGAAAAAGUGCAGAACAAAGAGUUAUUCGUUCGCCCAGUGCUCGUAAAAUCGGUGCAAUCCGACGCCGGUCCAGAGAAUCUCCUCGGGCGAAUUUAACAGAUUCAAACGCAUCUAGUUCCUCUCGACGUCUUACGCGGAGCCAGUCGAUGUUGGCUAUUCGACGAAAUCCCAGUAUUCUUGUACAGCAGAUGAUAACACCUAAGCGCUUGAUAGAGCCAAUCCAUCCAAGCACUCAGGAAGCCAAAAUAUCCCUCCGACGUGGCAAACCCAACACGAUUCGAACAGGCCUUAGAGAUCCUACACCCAUGAGAGCCCAGUCGAUAAGCCAAAACAAAAACAAAAAAAUGGCUGAUGUUCCAUUGGAAAAUGAAACCCCUCGUAUCAGCAGGUUACGUACAGUGCCUCGUCCUGACACAUUAGCGAUAGAAGGUCCGAUGAAUGUCUCGAAGCAUGCCGUUAGCCGCAACAGCUCGGUUUUGAAAUUAGCACAUAAUUUCACAAUAGUUACACAAACUGAGACUACACCAUCAAGCCUUCCCAUGGUUUCCCCGAUUUCUCUUGCCGAUACGGCUCUCUUGACUACACCAGAAGGCUGUCAAUGGUCGAGCGGGGAUAUUCUUAACCGCCAUUUGGACCAUUUAAAAAUACCUUUGACUGGUCGACCUUCAGUUCAGAAAAUCCGCUCUGAAAAUAUUGGCAAAGUGUCGGCCCAUGUUAGAAAAUUUGAUCGUUUGGCAUCUCCCACUCUUCCUGACGCACGCUGCGUUGCUGCAAAUGCACUCAGUAUCGCUAGCAAUUCAACAGACGCGACGCCUUUGAUUUUACAUCGCGUCAGAUCUCCGAGGAAAUGUUCAAUUAUUCAACGACAGCUUUCGGAUCCUCAAGUUAUUAAAGAUCGUUCUACGCCCCCUAAAACUGCACAAAUCUCGCCGCUUCGAGAAAGUCAGCGAGCAAAUGCGCUACCACAGUCUUCCAAAGGCCAUGAACGUUUUGACGUCAAGAUUAAAGCCCCGCUGCUGACCCCAAACCAUGGAGCCCAAGGGACAACAACCCCUUUCGGACUGAAAAUACGAGGCGCAGAGACGAAACACACUCGCAUACAGAAAAAACCUUCUCCGCUUCGGGCUACUGCUCCACUGCUGCGUCGAUCUCCGCGUUUUACUCCUUCAAACUGAUUUUUUUUUGCAGACUCGACGUUCAAAUGUCAUGGACGCAACAGAUCUUUUAAUUAAUUAUUUAAAUAAUAACGCGACUUCAGUGGUCAUACACGAUCUCCAUAACGAUUUUUCCCCCUUUUGACUGGUUAUCAAUUGGAACUAGACUCGCUUUUAGAUCAGUUUGAAACGCAUGAAUGGUAUGCUCUCUUCGCUGCGUCUUCCUCUCCCCACUGCCACAAAAUUUCUAAAGCUCCGCUUAUCUCAUUACGUAUGUUUCCGUAUUUGAUUCUCCCCAAGUUUUUUUGUUCUCGUCCAUUUUUAAAGCUCAACACUAUUUCUAUAACACAAUAAAAGUUCAGAAUUCAUGAUAAA
This is a messenger RNA of Daphnia pulicaria, 3531 nucleotides long. RefSeq lists its product as uncharacterized. The transcript has 14 exons. Lineage: Eukaryota; Metazoa; Arthropoda; Branchiopoda; Diplostraca; Daphniidae. Gene Ontology annotation, biological process: signal transduction. The coding region runs from base 199 to 3177 and encodes 992 amino acids. The record is from RefSeq and is a predicted model, not a curated record.